This is a messenger RNA of Homarus americanus (American lobster), 793 nucleotides long. Its product is annotated as cuticle protein AM1199-like. The transcript has 3 exons. The coding region runs from base 121 to 564 and encodes 147 amino acids. Gene Ontology annotation, molecular function: structural constituent of chitin-based larval cuticle. The record is from RefSeq and is a predicted model, not a curated record. Gene Ontology annotation, cellular component: chitin-based extracellular matrix. Lineage: Eukaryota; Metazoa; Arthropoda; Malacostraca; Decapoda; Nephropidae.
UCCUUAGGGCUCAGACACUCCCACACCCCGGCCUCCUUCAGACACCGUCCUCAGCGUCCCAUCCUCACUCUCACGCCGUCCUCAGCCCUGCUGGAGACAUAUUCCUCACCUCACGCCAACAUGAAGCUCGUGAUCCUCGCCUCGCUCGCCGCCGUCGCCAUCGCCGCCCCUCAACGUGGCCGCCAGUUCAACCAGCCAGGUAACGAGGGCCAACGAGACUACAACCAAAUCGCCAUCUUGAGCAGCAACUACGAUAAUUAUGGCGAUGGUAACUUCAAAUACGACUUCGAGACCGAGAACGGCAUCGUGGUAAACGCAAUCGGAGCUCCAGGGUCUCAGGGCCAGAGCAACAUGCAGGGCUCCUACAGCUUCCCGCUCCCGGACGGCACCUACGCUGAGGUCCGCUAUGUCGCUGAUGAACUGGGAUUCCGUGCUGAGUCCCCCCUCAUCCCCACCCCUCACCCCCUCCCCGCCCACGCCAUCGAGCAGAUCCGCAUCGCCGAGGAGCAGCGCGCCCAGGGCAUCACCUGGGAUCAGUAUGGCUUUAGAGUGAACAGGAAAUGAAGGCAUCUUGAGGUUUAAAUACACCUGCUAGACGAAGACCAUCACGGGACUUCAGUAAGACCUGGAUCACUAUUUCUUAUCAUACUCCAGUAAGAGAAAGUAUUAUAUAUAUAUGUAUGUAGUAGAAGAGAGAAAGACAGUCAUGUGGUUUUACGUCCUUCCAAGCAGGACAUCCGCCUAGUCUGUCGUGUUCUAAUAUGAAUAAAAGUUCAAUAAAAAAAAAAUCUGG